Messenger RNA from Camelina sativa (false flax), 1193 nucleotides. Lineage: Eukaryota; Viridiplantae; Streptophyta; Magnoliopsida; Brassicales; Brassicaceae. The record is from RefSeq and is a predicted model, not a curated record.
UUUCUUUUUUUUUUUUUUGUUCUCCCGCUUUAUACUCUCUCGUCUUCUCCACCUCUCUAACUGCCCCUUUUCCCUCAAACCCUAAGCUGUGUACUGUUAAUCCAAAGCUUUUUUUGCACUCAGCCAUGGCACCCAUUGAUCCACACUCAUUCACCGAUUCUUCUCACCCUCUCACCACGCAUGUCUCUCUCUCCCUUUACCUCGAUUUCAACUCCUUCAUCAUCCAUGGCUCCGCUCUCCUCACUCUCUCCUCCGCCUUCUCCGGCGAACUCUCUCUUGAUACUCGCUCCAUUUCCAUCGAUACGGUCCUCGAUCCUCUCACUCUCGCCUCUCUUCCUUACCGCGUCUCCGCCACACCGGAUCCAAUUCGAGGCACCCAAGUAGUCGUUGUCCUCUCCGGUCAGUCUUCAGUGCUCAUCGUCUACUCCACUUCGCCUUCCGCCUCAGCUCUCCAGUGGCUAUCUCCGCUUCAGACCUUCUCCAAAUCUCACCAUUAUGUCUACACUCAGUGUCAAGCCAUUCACGCCAGAUCUAUUUUCCCAUGCCAGGACACUCCCGCCGCGAGGAUCCGCUACGACGUCGUUAUGAACAUACCCAAUUCGCUCUCUGCCGUCAUGUCGGCUCGCCACGUCCGCCGUAGGCUUCCGGUUCCUGAGGAGGCUAAACAUCUCGAGGCGGGGUCACUGGGAUCGUCACUGUGGUCUGGUGAGGAUAGAGUCGUGGAAGAGUUUGCUAUGGAACAGCCUAUUCCGCCUUAUCUUUUUGCGUUCGCCGUAGGUGAGUUAGGGUUCAGGGAAGUUGGACCUAGGACUCGGGUAUACACAGAGUCUGCCGCCGUUGAAGUUCUAGAUGCGGCGGCACUGGAGUUUGCAGGAACUGAGGAUAUGAUCAAGCAAGGGGAGAUGCUGUUUGGAGAUUACGAGUGGGAGAGGUUUGACUUGUUGGUGCUUCCUCCGAGUUUUCCUUAUGGAGGGAUGGAGAAUCCAAGGAUGGUGUUCCUGACGCCUACUGUGAUCAAAGGAGACUCCUCUGGGGCUCAAGUUGUAGCUCACGAGCUUGCACAUAGCUGGACUGGGAACUUGAUCACCAACAUCAACAAUGAACAUUUCUGGUUGAAUGAGGGAUUCACAACUUACGCAGAGAGGAGAAUUGUGGAGNUCACUAAAAUCUGCGCACUUGCUAUAUAUUUCUAA